Molecule: messenger RNA, 2596 nt
Organism: Camelus dromedarius (Arabian camel)
Lineage: Eukaryota; Metazoa; Chordata; Mammalia; Artiodactyla; Camelidae
Gene: TNMD
Product: tenomodulin
Exons: 7
Coding region: 207-1160 (317 amino acids)
Biological process (GO): negative regulation of angiogenesis; negative regulation of endothelial cell proliferation
Source: RefSeq, a predicted model, not a curated record
GUUAUAUACAUAUAUGGGUAUCUCUAUGUAACAAAUCGCAGCCCAGGAGCCCCCUGGGCUCCCUCAGGCUCUGGUAUGACAUCUUUGAGCCGUAUAAAUUCAGCUUCUCCUCUGGCAUCUGUUAGCCGACUCACUUGCAACUCCACCUCAGCAGUGGUCUCUCAGUCCUCUCAAAGCAGGGAAGGAGUACUGUGUGCUGAGAGACCAUGGCAAAGAAUCCUCCAGAGAACUGUGAGGACUGUCACAUUCUAAACGCAGAAGUUUUUAAAUCCAAGAAGAUAUGUAAAUCCCUUAAAAUUUGUGGAUUGGUGUUCGGUAUCCUCGCCCUAACUCUAAUUGUCCUGUUUUGGGGGGGCAAGCACUUCUGGCCCGAGACUCCCAAAAAAACAUAUGACAUGGAGCACACUUUCUACAGCAAUGGAGAGAAGAAGAAGAUUUACAUGGAAAUUGAUCCCGUGACCAGAACCGAAAUAUUCAGAAGCGGAAAUGGCACUGAUGAAACAUUGGAAGUACAUGACUUUAAAAAUGGAUACACUGGCAUCUACUUUGUAGGUCUUCAAAAAUGCUUCAUCAAAACUCAGAUUAAAGUGAUUCCUGAAUUUUCUGAACCAGAGGAAGAAAUAGAUGAGAAUGAAGAAAUUACCACAACUUUCUUUGAACAGUCAGUGAUUUGGGUCCCAGCAGAAAAGCCUAUUGAAAACCGAGACUUUCUUAAAAAUUCCAAAAUUCUGGAGAUUUGUGAUAAUGUGACCAUGUAUUGGAUCAAUCCCACUCUAAUAGCAGUUUCAGAGUUACAAGACUUUGAGGAGGAUGGUGAAGACCUCCAUUUUCCUACCAAUGAAAAAAAAGGCAUUGAACAAAAUGAGCAGUGGGUGGUCCCUCAAGUGAAGGCGGAGAAGACCCGUCACGCCAGACAAGCAAGUGAGGAAGACCUCCCGAUCAAUGACUAUACCGAAAAUGGCAUAGAAUUCGACCCCAUGCUGGAUGAGAGAGGUUAUUGUUGUAUUUACUGCCGUCGAGGCAACCGCUACUGCCGCCGCGUCUGUGAACCUUUACUAGGUUACUACCCGUAUCCAUACUGCUACCAGGGAGGGCGGGUUAUCUGUCGUGUCAUCAUGCCUUGCAACUGGUGGGUGGCUCGCAUGCUGGGGCGGGUUUAACAGCAAGUUUGAGCUCGAGUGCUUAAACUUCUGGCAGCCAACAUAUAAUAAAUGCAUGCUAUUCAAUGAAUUUCUGCCUAUGAGGCAUUUGGCUCCUCGUAGCCAGUACUCCGGAAUUACUUGUAGGUAAUUCUUCUCUUCAUGUUCUAAUAAACUUCUACAUCAUCAUCAAUGGCCUGAUUGCUGCUGAGCACACUGGGUAAGUGUUUGCUGAGAAUAUUUCCUGCAGCUGAAAUGAAGCAGAUCUAUCUCACAUGGAGGACGACUAUGAAAAGUUGCAUUUCAUCAGGCUUGGGGAGUAGGAAAGGGCAAAGCAUAAGGAUUCUCAAAUACCGUAUUCUCUAGGCUGUAUUGAGAAAGUGGAAAUAGGGGCUGCUGCUAAAAUGUCCCCAUAAGUGAUGCGUAAAAACUUGUCCUUUUGUGCAGAGCCCCAGUGUUUAAUUAUCUGAGAGACAUAUUGUGGACUUGCUUAAGCCACUAGACAGGCAGUGAGUCACAGCAGGCCAACACUAAAAUAUUCCAAGUGCUCAGACUCAGCAAAGGAGAAAGCUAACCCAGCAAAAAGGGGCCCAGACUCCCCUCCUGUGAACAAGAACUCAACUUUGGACAAAAUCAACACUUCAUAACCUUUAGGUAUGACUUCUCUUUAGAGCAAUGCCUAGUUACAUAACACUCCAAGGCAUUGUCUGGAAAAUGGGGACCUAUAAAUAUCAUUCACAGAAACAGGUAUUACAGGACAUCACUGAGGAGUCAAAUGGGAUUUUUUGCCUCCAAAAUGACGAGAAACUAGCAGUAUGUCACUUUUUUAAAGGAAGGAUAAGGUCUCGUUUCCGAUCACCUGAUACUUCGCUUGGGAAUGGGGAAACGAGCAAAGGGGUGAGGGAGGAAAAGAAGUAGUCAGAGGGGAAUGUUGAAAUUGUAGUUUCAAAAUUCCUGUUCUACCCAUCUGUCACGCCUUCUAGUUUCACUUGCAGGUAGCCCCUUCAUUGCUCCACUUCAAAGUUACUAUGUCAUGAAAAUGUCUGUCUGGCACUUUCCAUUUUCAAAGAGUACAAUCUUCAUCAAGAUGCCUGUGGGCAAGAAGUCAUUUUCCCCCAUUUAACACUUGAGGAAGCAAAUAGAAGCAGCUUUGCCCAAGGCUGAGUUAAGAUUAGCCAGUCAUUAAUUGAUAAUUAGUAUACAUGCUGCACUUGGAUUACCAAUUUUCACAGAAUGAGAGCACAAUGAAACAGAUCUAACAAUGCACCAUCACUGAAAAUAUUUUCUUUUUCAUUAAUGAUUUAGAAGACAUUUGAGAAUUCUGGAGUCCUUCAAUUAUCAUAACAGGCAUUAAUUUCUGGUUGAAAUAGAAAAAUGGAAAGGAUAGGAGAUUAAUUUGAGGUUGUAUGGACUUUACAAUGCUCUCUAUCAUUGUUAAAUAAAUUAUUCAUUUUUGA